This is a messenger RNA of Aphanomyces astaci, 775 nucleotides long. RefSeq lists its product as hypothetical. The transcript has a single exon. NCBI's taxonomy places the organism in Eukaryota, Oomycota, Saprolegniomycetes, Saprolegniales, Verrucalvaceae. The coding region runs from base 14 to 709 and encodes 231 amino acids. The record is from RefSeq and is a predicted model, not a curated record. Gene Ontology annotation, molecular function: zinc ion binding; carbonate dehydratase activity.
CCCAACUGCCCUCAUGAAGUUCUUCGUGUACGCCAUCGCUGCCACUGUCGCCAUCGCCACAGGCCAAACACUCAAGGGUCAGUCCCCCAUCGACUUGCCUGCCUCUGCCAAACCCGUGGCCAACUCCGGCAACUUCUCGGUCGAGUUCAACACGGCUUCGGCUGUGGUGUCACAUGAGGACCACACCGUCAAGGCCACGUGGUCGGGGGGGCCAGACUCGCACUUGACCCUCAACGGCAAAGUGUACCAGUCGCUGCAACUGCACCCCCACGCCCCCAGCGAACACACCCUCGGGGGCAAGCAGUACCCGUUCGAAGUGCAUUUUGUGCACGCUGACAAGGACAAGAACCUGGCCGUGGUCGGCAUCUUCUUUGACUUGGACCCCCAAGACAAGGCCAACCCGUUCUUGACUCAAUUUUUUAGCCAGUUUGACCAGUUGACCAAGCCUGGCGACAACUUUACGCUGGCGGCGCUCGACCCGUCGAGUCUCCGGGUGAGCAAGAGCAACGUAUUUCGGUACUCUGGCUCGCUCACGACGGAGCCGUUCACGGAAGGUGUCGAGUGGAAUGUGUUGCAAGAAGUGCAGACCCUGUCCAAGGCGCAAUUGAAGCAGUGGUCCAACGUCAUUCACCACCCCAAUUCUCGUGAAAUCCAAGCUCUGAACGGACGCGUGGUGACCUUACUUACCAAGGCCCAUUCAGCAUGUUAGAGAUGUAUUCUACAUACUGUAGUACUAGCGUUUGCCAUCAAAAAUAUAGAUUUUGCUCGUUUCCAG